CUGGUCACACAGCAACUGAGUCAGAAGUUGAAGAAGAAGCAGAGACCGUAAUUUUUCCACGACUUAACCAAGCGAUUUACCGAGCGAAUCGAGCUGCAAUUGGCCAUUUAGCUAGCCGGAAGCAUUUAGAGCGUGAGCAUCAGAGUGCUGCAACUUGGAAGCGGUGCCUCCAGAGAAAUCGCAGUGCGAGAAGGCCCCGAAAACCGCUGGCCCAGCCCCAUUAUAAACAGAGAGGGGGGUGGAGAGUGGAGAGUGCGCAGCCGAGGAGUGUGUGUGGAGCGAGAAGAGAGGUCAGCAAACCCGUAAUUAAGAAAAAGUAGACACGUACGUGAAAGAUGUCAUCCGGAGAUUUUGGCAAUCCGCUGCGGAAGUUCAAGUUGGUCUUCCUGGGCGAGCAGAGCGUGGGAAAAACCUCGCUGAUCACUCGCUUCAUGUACGACAGCUUCGACAACACGUAUCAGGCGACGAUCGGAAUUGACUUCCUCUCGAAGACCAUGUACCUGGAGGAUCGCACGGUGCGCCUGCAGCUGUGGGACACGGCGGGCCAGGAGCGGUUCCGCUCUCUGAUACCCUCGUACAUUCGAGACUCCACGGUGGCCGUGGUCGUGUACGACAUCACCAACACCAACUCGUUCCACCAGACCUCCAAGUGGAUCGAUGACGUGCGCACGGAGCGGGGCAGCGACGUCAUCAUCAUGCUGGUCGGCAACAAGACGGAUCUCUCGGACAAGCGCCAGGUGUCCACCGAGGAGGGUGAGCGAAAGGCGAAGGAACUGAACGUUAUGUUCAUCGAGACGAGCGCUAAAGCCGGCUACAAUGUGAAGCAGUUGUUCCGGAGGGUGGCUGCGGCACUGCCCGGCAUGGAUUCCACGGAGAACAAACCCUCCGAGGACAUGCAGGAGGUGGUGCUGAAGGACUCGCCCAACGAGACAAAGGAUCCCGAGGGCGGCUGCGCCUGCUAGAACCGGUUGAGCCGACGACCCAACUCGAUCCAACAAUCCUCCCCUUUGAACAGCAGGAGCAGAUGCAGGAGAUCGGCCAACAGCACCGGUGUACACAGGUGUCAGGUGUAUGUCCUGGCUGGAUCUGCGGCUGAUUCCUCAACAUCUAUACACACAUACACACUUUACGUUUAAGUUUAUUUAUAAAGUAACAAAUGAUAGCAAAGGCAAAUAGACUAAACAACAAUUAACGAUAUCGGCUAACUAAUUAAUGUUAAUUGAGCAGUGCAGACGAGCUAAUCCCGAGCGUAGGCGAAUGCUAACUUAUUGACACGAGAUCAGGGAUCAGGAUCAGAGUAAUAUUUGCGAGUUAGCUACCAGACAAGAAUAUAGUGUUGUGCAUUUCCGAUACCCCACAAACCAAACCCCAACCAUGUACUUAUGUCAGGCCAGGCGGUCCAGGAUCCUCCGACAUUCCAGCUCUCGGCAUCUCCAACAGUCGUAGAUACCACGCAGCCAGCCUGUGUUCAAUGAUUCCACCAGCCAGGCAAUUUGUUUCCAAUUUUAGCCCCGUUCUAUUCUGUUUGCGGCUUUUGUUUCGCCAAUUUCGGUUCGGUUUUCGGUUUUUUUAGCACAGCGAGCGCGACUGCUAACUGGAACUUUGGAUGGCAUAGGACUUGGCCACGUGCAUCUUAUGAAUAAAUAUACACAGAUAUAUAAUAUGUAUUUUUAUGACUAAAACUGAAACAGACAUGCAGCACGAGCAGAGCAAACACUUAACAAUAUUAUUAACGAUUUUUGCUUCGAUUAGCGAGAGAUCUUUGUGCAUUUUUUACGCGAAAAGCAAAAGCUUACAAAAUUGAUAAUUGAAUAAAAACAUAAAACUAUGGAUGCAAUUUUUAAUAAAUCAAAUUAUGAAAAUGAAAAGUAUACAAGAUAUUAGCAAUAAAUUAAAA
This is a messenger RNA of Drosophila subpulchrella, 1897 nucleotides long. RefSeq names its product ras-related protein Rab6 (gene Rab6). The transcript has a single exon. Lineage: Eukaryota; Metazoa; Arthropoda; Insecta; Diptera; Drosophilidae. The coding region runs from base 336 to 962 and encodes 208 amino acids. The record is from RefSeq and is a predicted model, not a curated record. Gene Ontology annotation, molecular function: GTP binding; GTPase activity.